Cryptotermes secundus is the source of this 699-nucleotide messenger RNA. RefSeq lists its product as uncharacterized. The coding region runs from base 1 to 699 and encodes 232 amino acids. Lineage: Eukaryota; Metazoa; Arthropoda; Insecta; Blattodea; Kalotermitidae. The transcript has a single exon. The record is from RefSeq and is a predicted model, not a curated record.
AUGAAAUGCCUUCACUUCUGCCAACUACAGAUCGAAUCCACCGUCGGAAGUUACACCAACCGCAUUCUAUGUUCCGUACUGCCGCUGAUCACUGGCUCAGUACCAUCGUCAAGAAUCAACUAUGAAGGAUGGGAAUUGCCCACCGACGUUCCUCUCACAGAUCUGCACUUCUACCAACCAAGGGCCAUGGAUCUACUGCUAAGUGCAACUGUAUUUUUUGAAGUGUUUAGGCCAGAACAGCAAUCUAGGCAGGGCCACCCAACACUCCAGAAUACUCAGUUUGGUUGGGUCUUGGCAGGAUGUAUACCUGCACAUUCCGUGGGACAACGGAAGACGGUAACAACCUCAUUGUUAAACACAACUCACGACUUGCAUGCACAAGUGGAACGAUUCUGGCUGCUAGAAGAAUUGUCGACACGCCACCAGUCCAAAGAAGAGAGCAUGUGUGAAGAGCAUUUCACAAACUCUGUUACCCGUGAUGAUGCAGGCAGAUUCAGAGUGAGGCUAAGCUUACUGCAAGACGUUGGAGAACUUGGGGACUCCCUUGCCACUGCUAGCCAGAACUUUGGGGACAUGGAAUGGCGAUUACUGAGAAACCCAGAUUUGAAGAAUGAGUAUGUCAAGUUUAUGGAUGAGUACCUGCGACUGGGGCACAUGGAACUCAUCGACCCUAUUGACCAGCAUCGGUCUUGCUAUUAG